AUUUAUUUUUAUUGUCGCCGCCACCAUUUGCAGCCUCAGUGAAGCAACGAGCCGAGAGGUAGCAUUUAACUUUGAUUAUAUUCCAACCAAGAGCAACUAAAACAUCAAAAUGACCGAGGAAGUCAACCCGAAAGCAUUCCCCCUGGCGGAUGCCCAACUGACGGCCAAGAUAAUGAAUCUGCUGCAGCAGGCGCUUAACUACAACCAGCUGCGCAAGGGCGCCAACGAGGCCACCAAGACGCUGAACCGCGGUCUGGCCGACAUCGUGGUACUGGCCGGCGACACGGAGCCCAUCGAGAUUCUGCUCCACUUGCCGCUGCUGUGCGAGGACAAGAACGUGCCGUAUGUGUUUGUGCGCUCCAAGCAGGCGCUGGGCCGCGCCUGUGGCGUCUCCCGACCCAUCGUCGCCUGCUCGGUGACCACCAACGAGGGCAGCCAGCUGAAGUCGCAGAUCACGUCCAUUCAGCAAGAGAUUGAAAGGCUGUUAGUCUAGGUUUAAGCUAAUGGUUAAGAAAACCAUACGUACAAAGAAUCCAAUAAAAAAAUAAAUUUAAAAAUCAA
This is a messenger RNA of Drosophila persimilis, 561 nucleotides long. It is a transcript of the gene hoip, whose product is annotated as NHP2-like protein 1 homolog. NCBI's taxonomy places the organism in Eukaryota, Metazoa, Arthropoda, Insecta, Diptera, Drosophilidae. Bases 110 to 493 code for a protein of 127 amino acids. The transcript has 2 exons. Gene Ontology annotation, biological process: ribosome biogenesis; mRNA splicing, via spliceosome; maturation of SSU-rRNA. The record is from RefSeq and is a predicted model, not a curated record. Gene Ontology annotation, molecular function: RNA binding. Gene Ontology annotation, cellular component: box C/D methylation guide snoRNP complex; nucleolus; U4/U6 x U5 tri-snRNP complex.